CCUCCAGACUUCCAGAGAGCCGCGGGUCGGAGCUGUUGUUUUCGUAAGACACCGCGGGACGCCGGUCUGUGGCGCAUCACUAACCCAUUAAUGUGAAGUUAACGUAGGAAAGGCAACUAAACGAGUCUUCGCUUCGACAGAGAUUUGGAGGGCCCGGACUGACUAUCGAUGGAGACGCUCCAGAAUGGGCAGAACGCCUCCCUUGUCAUGUUGGCCUUCCUUCAAGCAGACUGUAGAGACUCAGACUACAGCAAGGAGCUCAAUUCCCUGGGCACGCACCUAAAUCUGACCAAGGACAUCAACUCCAACAGCCACUGGCCAGACAGUCAGGAGGAUGAAGGCCUUGAAUGUGACGGUCACCUGCCCUGCAGCAGCAGCAGCAUCACAGAGCUCCUACACGGGAUCCAGCCCGUAGCGGAACUGCGGUGGCCUCAGGACCGUGAAGAAGCAGCAGCCCUCCGUGGGAUUGCAGAGGACCUGAGGGAAGUCGCAGCCCAGCUCGAACACAAUGUGGUGGCCCGGGCUACCCAGAACCUGAGCAGGAACAUACAAGUCUGCCCCUCUGAGCAGUGGACGUAUUUCCUUGCCAACGAGGUGGAGCGGGUCAUGAGGCAGGGCGUGGGCUUGGGUCUGGAGCAUCUGCCCCAGGAGCGGGUCAUUGUGGCCCUCACGCUCACUCUGGUGAGGGGAGUGUGCGAGCAGGCGCCACGGAUGCUGAUUGGCCUCUUCAACAGCGCGCUGCAGUACAUCUGGCGUGCAGGCCCCAGGUGACUUUAUAAUUGCAAUUUAGAGGAAAUACCAGUGAAAGCGGGUGCUGCAGGACGGCUGAAUCUGAAACACGCUGCUCCUCAUGACCAGCCGACUGUGAAAUGAGCUCAACAGCGGUAGCGAACACUUCACUAACUAAAGGAAAUGGAUGAAUUAUUUGUGUUCUGUAUAGAAAAUGGAAGUUGAGUUUCGACACUUGAAUUUUUUUCUUUAUGUACUUUGAAUUGUACCUUUUCCGUUUAUUCUUGCAUAAAAAGUGUAUGUUUUCGUUUUAUACUUGAAAAUACGUGAUUAUUUUUGUAUUGAAUCACUUUGAUUUUGGGAGAAAUAUGAAGUCGGCAUGUUUUGUAACUUGGAAGAGAAAAAAAAUGGUUUCAUAGAAUUUACGUUCAGUCUUAAAAUACUUUGGAGAUGUGUUUUGUAUUUGUGAACAAAGAAAAAUAAACCACCACGGAAGGAUUUGA
Molecule: messenger RNA, 1232 nt
Organism: Stegastes partitus (bicolor damselfish)
Lineage: Eukaryota; Metazoa; Chordata; Actinopteri; Pomacentridae
Gene: bida
Product: BH3 interacting domain death agonist
Exons: 4
Coding region: 169-771 (200 amino acids)
Biological process (GO): positive regulation of release of cytochrome c from mitochondria; apoptotic mitochondrial changes; positive regulation of intrinsic apoptotic signaling pathway
Cellular component (GO): cytosol; mitochondrion; cytoplasm
Source: RefSeq, a predicted model, not a curated record